This is a messenger RNA of Drosophila bipectinata, 2750 nucleotides long. RefSeq names its product Fermitin 2 (gene Fit2). Lineage: Eukaryota; Metazoa; Arthropoda; Insecta; Diptera; Drosophilidae. Gene Ontology annotation, molecular function: integrin binding. Gene Ontology annotation, biological process: cell-matrix adhesion; integrin-mediated signaling pathway. Gene Ontology annotation, cellular component: cell-substrate junction. The record is from RefSeq and is a predicted model, not a curated record.
CGAGUUGCAGUGUUUGUCCAUUGAUGCUGAGGCGCUUUCUUUUUCGUUUCGUCUUUCUUUAAUUUUUUGAGAGUGAAAUCAGUCGCUCCAAAUUGGCCCGGAUACGGAUCCGGAAGCAUUGCGGCCCAGGCAGCGCAUCCGAGGUGGAAAAACCGCCCGAGGAUUGCAUCACAGUUCGGGAAAUAGUCAUUGAACGACCAUCUGUUGAAGAAGUGGUCCGAUUUCCCACGAAUAUCUCAUAAUCGUGGGCGCCCCCACCAAGGACGACCUAGAAACGCCCAGGCAGACCCCAAAAUUGAGCACAAGUGACAUCAUCCAGUUGGAGCACACAUCCGAGCACCAUGAUUCACGUCGGGGAGAACUCCUGGAACCUCCGGAUCUUCAUCACGGAUCUGGCGCUGGAGAAGACCCUGCGAGUACGGGGCGACCAACACAUUGGAGGCAUCAUGUUGCAGCUGGUGGAUCCGGAAAACCCAAAGGACUGGUCCGAUCAUGCUCUAUGGUGGCCAGCCAAGAAUGUGUGGCUUUCCAGGACUAGGUUGACCCUGGAUCAGUGUGGAGUUCAGGCGGAUAGCUUGCUCCAUUUCACUCCUAUGCACAAAAUACUCCGUGUCCAGCUUCCUGAUUUGAGAUAUCUCGAUUGCCGUGUGGAUUACUCGACCAAGACCUUUGGAGCAGUGGUGAAUCUCUGCAAGCAGCUAGACAUCCGUUAUCCGGAGGAGUUAUCCCUUUGCAAGCCCCUGGAAGCCGAGCACCUGAAGCGCAACUUUGCACAGGUGCCGCACCAGAAGCGAGUGCCCAUUGUCGAACCGGAUGGGACUACCUAUCUGCAGCCGGCAGCGGAUACGAAUUCCUUCGUGCCCAUAAAUGCCUCUUUCCAUGGAGAUGGAGGUAGCACUGGCAGCCUGGACAAGCCGUCAGCUCCUGGAUCCUUCUUCUGCGCGCCGCUAUCACCCCACAACCACAGGGGCAGAUCACCGAUGGCUUCACCAGUGCCAGGAACCUGGAAGCAGAGCCAGAUAGGCUAUGCCACCUACGAUUCGUCCUCCUCCAGUUUGGGCGAUUUCCAGGAGAACCUAGCUAGUUCACCCCCCACUCCGUGCUCGGAUGUUCGUGCCCGGCAGCUGCGUCCCAAAUCGCUGGUGGAGAAGGCUCGUUUGAAUGUGGGUUGGCUAGAUUCCUCCCUGUCGAUUAUGGAGCAAGGCAUCCGGGAGUAUGACACCCUGUGUUUGCGUUUCAAGUACUUCACCUUCUUCGAUUUGAAUCCCAAGUACGACCAAGUGCGGAUCAACCAACUGUACGAGCAGGCCAAGUGGACUAUUUUGAAUGAAGAACUGGAUGCCACCGAGGAGGAGACCCUCAUGUUUGCCGCCCUCCAGUUCCAGAUUAACCAUCAAACCGAUUUGCAGCCGCAAGGAAUCGAUUCGGGGAUCGACACCUCCAGCCAAGAGAACGGUGGCGAUGAUGAAAUCGACUCGGCCCUUAACGAGCUUCAAAUCACCCUCGAAGGUCCGAAUGGCGGCGAUCCGGCAAACAUCACCCGGAUUCCGGAACUCUCGGAUUAUCUGAGAUUCCUGAAGCCCCAAAGAUUCACGCUGAGAGGGUAUAAGCGGUACUACUUCACCUACCGGGAUUUGCAUCUGUAUCUGUUCAAGAGCGCCGAGGAAUCGCGUCGAGUGCCUCCCGCAAUCAGCAUUAACCUGAAGGGCUGUGAGGUCACCCCGGACGUGAAUUUGUCUCAGGGCAAGUAUGCCAUUCGUCUGGAGGUUCCGCCGGAAAGUGGAAACGGGCCGAACAGCGAGGUGUGGGUGAGGUGUGAAAACGAGCAGCAGUACGCCAAGUGGAUGGCUGCCUGUCGCCUGGCGGCCAAAGGAAGAUCCCUGGCAGAUUAUACCUACGAAAGUGAAGUCGAUGGCAUUCUCUCCUUGCUGCAGAUGCAGAGGCCAGUGCAUGGAAUUCAUGUUAACAUCGAUCCGCGUUCAGUAGAGGCUGCGGAUUACCUUUCGCCCAAAAUACUCCGGAAGCUGUCCAACAAGGCGGUUCAAAGGAUUCUCGAGGCGCACUCCAACGUUAGGGAGCUGAAUGCGAUGGAGUCAAAGCUGAAAUACAUCCAGGCCUGGCAAUCCCUUCCCGACUUUGGCGUUACCUUGUUCAUCAUUAAGUUCGAUGGGCACCGGAAGGAGGAGCUGCUGGGUGUGGCCCAUAACAGGAUCAUGCGGAUGGACCUCAGCUCUGGAGAUCACAUCAAGACCUGGCGAUACAACACCAUGAAGGCUUGGAACGUAAACUGGAAUAUUAAAUGCAUGAUGAUCCAGUUUCAGGACGAGAAUGUGGUCUUCUCCUGCCAUUCGGCCGAUUGCAAAGUAGUCCACGAGUUCAUCGGUGGCUACAUCUUCAUGUCGAUGCGGUCCAAGGACAACAACCAGACCCUUAACGAGGAGCUCUUCCACAAGCUAACGGGCGGCUGGUCCUAGGAAUCACAAUACUUCAAUUUAUUCAAUACCCCAAUUGUUCGAAUUUUUUAGAGGAAAACAACUGUUUUUCAUUGUUGACCAAUAACCUACUGAUAGACUCACCAACUUCAAUGCAAUACUUAUUAUAUUUACCACUUAAUUCGUUGUAAACUAAUCUUGUUGAUGAAUUUUAACCGCGGAAUCGCUUGCCAAGCGGGCCCUCUUGCCUGCCCAUGUAACUUUAAAACAGACUUAACCGUGGCCUUAGCAAUGUUUUUGUAUGACUAACUUUUAAGU